CCACAGUGUGCGAGAAGAUCAUGGAGCUGCUGGGGCAGAACGAGGUGGAGCGGCGGCAGCGGAAGGUGCUGAUCCUCAGCCAGGACAGCUUCUACAAGAUGCUUUUGAUAACGAUUUGAUGCAUACAACCCUGAAAAAUAUUGUUGAGGGGAAAACAGUUGAGGUACCAACCUAUGACUUUGUGACACAUUCUAGGCUGGCAGAGACGACUGUGGUCUAUCCUGCUGACGUUGUUCUCUUUGAGGGGAUCCUGGUUUUCUACAACCAAGACAUUCGGGACAUGUUCCAUCUCCGGCUCUUUGUGGACACUGAUUCUGACGUCCGGCUGUCCCGCAGAGUUCUGCGCGAUAUGAAACGUGGGAGGGACCUAGAGCAAAUCCUCACCCAGUACACCACCUUCGUCAAACCUGCCUUUGAGGAAUUCUGCUUACCGACAAAGAAGUAUGCAGAUGUGAUCAUCCCCCGAGGAGUUGACAACAUGGUUGCUAUCAACCUCAUAGUGCAGCACAUUCAGGACAUCCUAAACGGAGACAUCUGCAAGUGGCAGCGAGGGGCAGUGAACGGCCACGGUCGGACCUACAAGCGCCCGUUCCCCGAGCAGACGGAGAGCAGCAGCGUGCUAGCGGCCGGCAAACGCUCCCACCUCGAGUCCAGCAGCCGCCCGCACUAACCUGCCUGUCUGAAGGAUCUGCCUCUGGUCCAGACCGACACUGAAACAACUUUGGGAAAGGACUUCGACAGAAUGGUUGGUGAAGUGCCCUUUAAAUCAUCCUAGCAGCGGAGGGGAUGCUGGUGUGAAACUUCCCGCAGAGGGCAGAGGAAGGAGUUGGCCUACUGCCCCUCUCCCCUCCAGAACCCCUCCCUUCUCUCCCUGCGAUGUCUGGAGUUAUGAUGUUACUUGAUGAACUGGUUAAAGGCAGUGCUACUUGCUUUUUUUUUUUAAUUUUCAAAAUGAGAUCUAAUGCUGAAAUCUCUCUUGAAAAUUAAGCACUACCAGGUGAUUAGCAAGAUACCCCAUUUCCCUGAUGAUGAUCUUCCUUAGCAGGAAAAUUAUCUGUCUGUUUCUUUCAAAGAAAAAAUAAUCUGUUUAUCCAAGACUAGCUCACACCCUGUUAAUUUUAACAAGCAAGUGCAGUCCUUGCUCUUCCCCACCUCACUGGCACUUUGAGCUCUGGCAGUGCUGGCCAGCCCCCUUUUUACCUGUAGUGGUAGGUGAGGGCAGAAGGAUUGACCUGUGGAGGAAUCUCUCCCCUGAGCUAGAGAUGAAACAGAGACUAUCUGGGACAAAUGGGAACUUGCAGUUCCUUGGUGGGGACAGGCCCAACAAGUGGGAUUCAGGUUCCUAAUUUAUUCCUUUCUAAGGUCCCGAACUUUGCUAUGCUGUACGAUUAUUUUUUUUGUAUCCAAAUAGUCUCCUUUACCACAGUUACUGAAUGUGUGAGCUCCAACUGGAUUGAGUUGCUCAAGGAACCUUUCAGUAUUAGUGUCUCUUAGGGCAUUUCUGUACUGCUGGUUGCAGAUUCUGCUGGGCAGAAUCCGUCCACUGCCAGAGCUGGGUGGUAAGAUCAGCAAGGGGGAAAGCUGUGAACUGCCAGACCCUCCUUCUGAUGGCACAAGCCGUGCUCUGGACAUGCUUCCACCCUCAGACAGGGUCAGAGCGCUCGCCAUUGCACUCAGGCAGUUUAAUCUCAAUGUCUGGUUUUCUGAAAAGAGCAGAUAAGAGGCUAGAAGUAUAAACAGUGACAUCCCAGUUUCUGUUGCUUACCCCAGAUAAGUGAUACUGCAGCAGUGUGAAGUUUCUGGAAAAAAAUUCUGAAAUGAAGUGCUGGUUGGGCCUUUGAAAAAUGUCCUUGUGGUAUCCGUCUUGAGUCUGGACCUGUGGUGUAAUUUUAAGAACGGACAUGGGUGGAAAUAUGAUUAACAGGAACUUUUUAAUAUUUGCUAGUUUUCUAAAACCAGGGUCUGGCUGUGUUGGUUGUGGGUGUGUUACUUUGGCUAAUAAACAAAUGAACAAACUGAGCAGAAAUGACCAUUUUAUGUAAAAGGUAUUUGUGCUACUUGCACUACAGCAGCACAGAGGUACAGAAGGGAACAAUUCUGGAGCUGCGCUUAUACUCAACAGUUGUUUCUCCCCUUAACUCAGAAUUGUUAGGUUUAGUUCUGUAACAGCUGAAGCUUUAGAGGGGAAAAAAACUUUUAAAAAUGCAGUCUGCUGUCAUCCCUGUAGUAGCCUCUUCAACACUGGAAAUGGGUAAAGGUCUGUUAUCUAUUGGUGGUCCAUCGCUGUAAUGCUGAGGAGAAAGCAGUUGGUUUCCUAACUGUUGCUGGGUGCUGGUUAGCUCAGGGUGACGGACUUAGAGUAUGAGCUACUGCACUGAAGCAUUAGCUAUCGGGGCUGAUUUAAGUAGGAGCAAAAUAGUCACUAAAACCUACUUUGAAUAACUGUAGUGUUUGAUCAUGCCUUCCUCUGGGGGUGGGUGGAGCUCAAAGCAGCCUUGAAUAGUGUUUGUUAGAGCAGUAAGGAACUCCAGUAAAAAGCGCUCUGGUUUGCCUAGGACUGUUGUUCUUGGUCAGCUUUGAGCUGUAUUGCAAGAUCCUGCUGCUGCAGCCACAUGAAAAAAA
Molecule: messenger RNA, 2622 nt
Organism: Athene cunicularia (burrowing owl)
Lineage: Eukaryota; Metazoa; Chordata; Aves; Strigiformes; Strigidae
Gene: UCK1
Product: uridine-cytidine kinase 1
Exons: 6
Coding region: 119-670 (183 amino acids)
Cellular component (GO): cytoplasm; cytosol
Molecular function (GO): kinase activity; ATP binding
Source: RefSeq, a predicted model, not a curated record